This is a messenger RNA of Eupeodes corollae, 1488 nucleotides long. RefSeq names its product zinc finger protein 670-like. NCBI's taxonomy places the organism in Eukaryota, Metazoa, Arthropoda, Insecta, Diptera, Syrphidae. Gene Ontology annotation, molecular function: RNA polymerase II cis-regulatory region sequence-specific DNA binding; DNA-binding transcription factor activity, RNA polymerase II-specific; zinc ion binding. The transcript is spliced from 4 exons. Gene Ontology annotation, biological process: regulation of DNA-templated transcription. Gene Ontology annotation, cellular component: nucleus. The record is from RefSeq and is a predicted model, not a curated record. Bases 144 to 1406 code for a protein of 420 amino acids.
UUACAUUUCCACAGUCACUAGUUUGUGCAAAUAAGAGCCUAAAAUAAUAAAUAAAAAUAAACAAGAAAACAUUUGAAUCAUAUUUUAGAUCAAAUCCACUUCUCAAUCCACAAAUAAAAUAAUUAUAAUAAAAAUAAUGCAAAAUGGCCAAAGAAGUCAGUAAAACUUGUCGCACCUGCCUUGGCUGCAAUUUAGAACUACUAUCAAUCUACAAUGGCCACGACAAAACAGUUGUUAAAAUGCUGGAAUAUAUUCUUGACACUCAGCUCGAGGUAUCUGAUGAACUGCCGCAAAAAGUUUGCCACGAGUGUUUUAACGAUAUUGGUCGCUGCUACUCGUUCAAAACAAAAUGCAUCAAAUCUUUUAAAAUUCUGAGGAAUCAACUUGAUAAAAGAAAAACUUUUGCUCAAGUUAUGCAAAUUAAAGUAGAGCCCGAAGUUGUUAAUUCGAACGAAUUGAUCGAUUCACUAAAUGCAUCACAAAAGACUCUAGACUCAUCCUAUCACGGGUUGUCAACAAUGGAAAUGGGCUCUAUUAAAAUCGAGGCCAAUGUAUGCCAAGAAGAUGAGAUACGAACGCAACAAUUGCAUUCGUAUGAAAAAGAAACCCCCUCCACCCCAACAAUAGCACCAAGCAGCAACAACCACGUUGAUGAUAGUCAUUGUGAAAAUUUUCAAGAACAAGAUAAUUCAACUAAUGUUCACACAGUUCAGUAUCUUAUAAGAGAACUGCAAGAAGAACGAGACUCAACUGAUCAAGUUUUUGAAGUUGAAGUUAACAUUCGCCAUUGUCCAUAUUGUGCCGCUGGAUUUGGAAGAAAAUCGGACUUCAGUAAACACUUAAAAAAAUGCAAAAGAAGAAAUGGAAUAGAAGAAGAAGAAGACACCAACCAAAAAGACAAUGUUAAAAGACACAUAUGUCCCAUUUGCAAAAAAGCUUUUCCUAGGCCAUGUCGUCUCAAAAACCAUCUGGAAAAACAGCACGCAGGCAAACUAAAGCAAGAAGCUAAAUCCUCUAGAAAAUAUAAGUGUCCUCAUUGCGAUUUGGGUUUCAAUUUAGAAUAUUAUUUCAAAGAUCACUUAAGAUCUCACACAAAUGAAAGACAGUCAAAUCACACGCUACACGGUGAAGAAAACUCACAAAAGAGAAAAAAACACAAGUGUAAAGAAUGUCUUAAAGAAUUUGAAAUGUUCUCACAACUUAACAUUCAUAUUUUAUUAGAUCAUAAAGCUAAAAACCAUUAUUUUUGUAAGUUGUGUCAAAGGCAAUUUAAGCGUGAACACGAUUUUAAAUCACACAGUAUUCUUGUACAUAAUGAUGAUAAACCCUUUAAAUGUAAAUUUUGUGCAACUGGUUUCAAUGGAAAAAAUAACCUUGUUUCUCAUGAACAAACAUGUAUUUUGUAGACCAAAUUUAGAAUAAAAUAAGUUAAAAUAUAAGUUGAUAAAAUAUAAUAUAAACAUUUAACUAUUGAACUAAAACAGAGAA